Messenger RNA from Ipomoea triloba (trilobed morning glory), 1150 nucleotides. Its product is annotated as LOB domain-containing protein 37. Lineage: Eukaryota; Viridiplantae; Streptophyta; Magnoliopsida; Solanales; Convolvulaceae. The transcript has 2 exons. Gene Ontology annotation, biological process: regulation of gene expression. The coding region runs from base 230 to 895 and encodes 221 amino acids. The record is from RefSeq and is a predicted model, not a curated record.
AUAUAUACACCCCUUCAUCUUUCCAAACCAAAAUUCUCUCUAAUAUUCUUCUGAUUUCUCACCUUCUAUUCCUUCUAAGAUUUUGUUUAUAGUUCUGCGCUUCUUAGCUUGUCUCUCUCGUCUUCUUCACGCUGGGUUGACGACGAAUUGAAUAUAUAUGUGAAUAUAUAUAAACAUUUCUUUGUAUAUAUACAUAUAUAAAGCGCACCAGUCCCAAAGAAUCUGAAGUAUGAGCUGCAAUGGUUGUCGAGUCCUUCGAAAAGGAUGCAGCGAGAACUGUAUUCUUAGGACCUGUUUGCAAUGGAUUGAAAGCGCUGAAGCUCAAGGCCACGCCACCGUUUUUGUCGCCAAGUUUUUUGGCCGUGCCGGCCUCAUGUCAUUCAUCUCCGCCGUGCCGGAAAACCAAAGACCUUCUUUGUUUCAGUCUUUGUUAUAUGAAGCUGCGGGGAGGACUGUGAAUCCGGUGAACGGAGCGGUGGGGUUACUGUGGACGGGGAAUUGGCACGUGUGUCAGGCGGCGGUGGAAACCGUGCUCCGUGGCGGCGCGUUGCAGCCGAUCCCGGGAGGUGCGGAGGCUUCGGAGUGCACCGACACGUUGAAGCUCCAAGAUCCCGCUCAAAACGCGCGAUCCAAGGUUCAGAAACGGCGCCGUUUACCCGACGGACCGCCCAGCGUUUUGCAGCUCGCCGAUCUUGAUCUCAGCUUAAACCCGGGUUUUCAAGGCUUCCAUCCCAAGGGCUAUGGAAAUACCAGUCCGGCGCCGGAGAAGCGACGCCCGGGGACUCCGUCUAUGAACUCCGAGGAGUCGGUGACGACUACGUGCUUCGACAGUCAGUUCGCCGGCGCCGGAGAUCAGGACGGAGGAGAACCCAAGCUUCUCAGCUUGUUCAAUUAGCUUCUAAUUAAUCUUCUAUUAUUAGUUAAUUAAUUGUAAUAUUUCUCUUUUUUUGGAAGGGCCCGAUUUUCCCGGAAACUAUUUUCCGGCGAGUUUUUGUAAAAUCAUUGGCGCAAGAUUCCCCUUUCUUCCACUAUUUAUAUCUAGUGGAAAAAAACAAUAGGGAGAAAAUGAAAGUCUGCCAAUUCAUAUCGUGUAAUGAGUUCAAUCUAUGUUGAAAAUUAAUAAUUCCAGUACUUUUAAUUUAUUUGACUA